AUGAGGACGACCCCUACGGCGGCGCUGGAGGUGGCCUUCGGCCUCCUCCCCCUCAACAUCGAUAUCACCGGCCAGGCAAAGCUAUCAGCGUACAGACUGAUCUACAUGGGCACCUGGAGGAGCACCGGGGCGGGCCAUACCGACCCGGGGCUCACCCAAAGGAGCCCAUUCUCACUCCAGCAGGACAAAAUACUUAGGAAAUUCCAGGUCGAGAAGUUCUUUAGAACAAUCAUCCGCUCACGAGAGGACUGGAGGCUAUCCCAGCCCACUACCUCUCCGAAAGUGGACGCCUGGUUCACUGAUGGAUCGGGGGCUGAUAAUAGGUCAAUCGGGGCCGGAGUCUUCAACCCAGCGACCGACACUAGACUCAGCUUACCCAUGGGCCUGGAGAGGAACACGACGGGCAAACACAUAAUAGUGCACUCGGACAGCAUGGCGGCCCUGAAGACCGUUACCAAACCAGAGGCUGUUUCGGCAAUUGUAUGGAAAUGCAUGCAAGCGCUGAACGAAGCGGAAAAAAAGAACAAGGUCACACUGACCUGGGUACCAGGUCACCAAGGUUUCUACGGAAACGAGGUGGCCGACGGGCUGACCAAAAGGGGUACGGAGACACUAUCUGCACACCAGGUGGUCGGAGUCCCCUUUGCCACUGGAAAGAAUAUCAUCCAAACCGGGCUAACACGCCAACACCUUCAUCUCUGGAAAACGAGAACAGGUUGCAGGCAAGCCAAACUUUGGAUGAAAGAACCCAACAUAGGCAGAACCAAGGAGCUGCUAGGCCUGGGGAGGGAAAGACUUCGCAUGGACAUUGCGUUACUAACGGGACACAUUGGCCUCAGGUCACACCUCCACACAAUGGGCCUAGCUGAGCACAGGGAAUGCAGGUUAUGUGGGGAAGAAGAGGAGAGCAGCGCACACAUCCUAUGUCGCUGCCCAACCUUGGCAAUCUACCGGUACAAAACCUGGGGGCGAAUGUUCGUCGAACCCGGAGAAGUAUCGAAUGUGAAAGUUACCCAAAUGUGCUACCUGGCUGAAAAAGCCGGGAUAAAUGCGCAUGGGUUGACUACCGAUUAA
Molecule: messenger RNA, 1074 nt
Organism: Venturia canescens
Lineage: Eukaryota; Metazoa; Arthropoda; Insecta; Hymenoptera; Ichneumonidae
Exons: 2
Coding region: 1-1074 (357 amino acids)
Molecular function (GO): nucleic acid binding; RNA-DNA hybrid ribonuclease activity
Source: RefSeq, a predicted model, not a curated record